Molecule: messenger RNA, 1353 nt
Organism: Rosa rugosa (rugosa rose)
Lineage: Eukaryota; Viridiplantae; Streptophyta; Magnoliopsida; Rosales; Rosaceae
Product: common plant regulatory factor 1-like
Exons: 7
Coding region: 169-1008 (279 amino acids)
Biological process (GO): regulation of DNA-templated transcription
Cellular component (GO): nucleus
Molecular function (GO): DNA-binding transcription factor activity; sequence-specific DNA binding
Source: RefSeq, a predicted model, not a curated record
CUACACCAAUCACGUUAUUUCAGUUUUCAACCUUCACCGCCGUUAUCCCCUGUCGACAUCUCACCACAAUCCAACACCUUCCCCGCCUCUUUUACGACGUCGUUCUCCUCCACAAGAAAACCCCCUUUGUCCCCGGAAAUUUCCAAACCCAGUUUUUUCGAGGGCAAUAUGGACCAAGAUGUAACAAAGAAGUUCAAGGGAUUGGAUGGGCAUGCAGUACCAAUUGCAUAUGUAAGUUCCAAGGGAAAUUCUGGGCACCCACUUCUUGAGGCAUCCAAGAGUUUCGAAGAGAAUAAGGAUGGUUUGACAGGCGGAGCUGAUGGAAACACUCGAGCAGACCACCACACGCAAGGGAAAAAUGGGUCUGACAGCGUGCGAACUGCUGAUAAUGAUGUGAAAGACCAUCCCCAGGUCCAUCCAAACAAUGAAGGGGAAAUAAAUAGGAACUUCACAACCUCUAAUGAUCUUGUGCGAGUACCUAUUGGUUCUCCCUAUGAGAAAAUCGCAACUAGCACACUUUUCUUCUCUCCUUCUGCUGGUGAAAGGUUGCCUCUUGAUGUAAUGGUUCUGGAUGAAAAGCAAUUGAAACGAGAGAAAAGAAAACAGGCUAACAGAGAAUCUGCAAGGAGAUCUAGGAUGAGGAAGCAGGCUGAAUACGAGGAGCUGGUGAAAAGUUGUGAUGCUCUAAGCACAGAACAGAUGGACCUUAAAUCUGAACUAGAUCAAUUGAAAGUGGAUGCAGAAAAAAUGAGGCUUGAAAAUGCUGCAUUAAGGGAGCAGCUGAAAAAUGCACAGGUAAUGCAGGAAGGAGGGAACGCUUCCCCUAAGACUGAAGGUGACUUCACCCUGCCAAAUGAUGCUAAGAACAUACUUACUAAUUUGGGUUCUGUAAGCAGUAAUGCUCCGCCGGAUUGUGAGACACAUGAAACUUCUAUUUCUGAAACAAUUACCCGGCUCCAUCAGUUGUUGGAAUCAAGCUCUAGGACUGAUGCUGUUGCUGCUAGAUGAUCAUGAAGUGGUAUCUGCUUGCCGGCAUAUGCGGACACCUGGCUUAAUCUUUUGGUUUUCAAUAGGCAAAUUAACUGACGACUAGCAGGCUGCAGACUGGAAUUCUGUAGCUGGAGAGAGACAGAAAAUAGCGUUGCUCAGUUGAUUUUAUGUUUUUGCAUUUAGCCUUCUUUCAUUCUAACCUGGAAAAUGUACCAGUACCAUAGGCUAGGCAGAGAAUGGUAUCUAUGGUGAUGAGCGUGCCAGAGGAUAGGUAAGAGUUGAAAAGUAGCAAGUUAUUUGUAAUUGUUAAAACAGACCUGGUUUAGUUAUGAGAAACGUUUAGCCUUCAAGUUUUUUAUUCUA